Messenger RNA from Alternaria arborescens, 573 nucleotides. RefSeq lists its product as hypothetical. NCBI's taxonomy places the organism in Eukaryota, Fungi, Ascomycota, Dothideomycetes, Pleosporales, Pleosporaceae. The transcript is spliced from 2 exons. Bases 1 to 573 code for a protein of 190 amino acids. The record is from RefSeq and is a predicted model, not a curated record.
AUGGAACUUUGGUUCUCUAAGACGUCACUCCUUGGAGUUGUGCUCACCAGCGCUUUCACAUCCGCUCUCGUCAUUCCUAGAGGCCAUCAUGAUUCAGUCCCUGCGUCAGAUGCCUACAAAGGUGGUGACCAAAACUACUACCCUUCAGAGAGCCAUGGUACUGGAUAUUUUUAUCCGAUAACCAUGGCCAGUUCAUCUGUUAUAGGUCUCGAGACUUCGAAUACGCCGUGUGCCACUUCUUCGACUGCAACAGUGACAGUCGCUGGCUCGAGCAUCGCGUCACUCGCCUUGCAAACCGGGCAUCAUCCUAUAAGCGAUGGCUAUCCUACAAACCCUUUGCCGAGCCCGAUCGUGUUGGGCAGUACCAUGAUUCGCCCCACUGAACCGACCGUACCACCUUCAGAGAUCCCGGCUAUAUCAGGGUAUUCUUCUACAACACCUAUUACAAGCAUCAUUGUAUCCCAUGUUGGGGGACAUGGCCCUGCCGUUUCAAGCACUUUCAGUAUGACUGUCGUCUCGUUCAUUGCUCUUCCCGAUCUUCGUGACAAGCUUCCUUUGUAUAUGGAUGACUGA